Molecule: messenger RNA, 587 nt
Organism: Musa acuminata subsp. malaccensis (wild Malaysian banana)
Lineage: Eukaryota; Viridiplantae; Streptophyta; Magnoliopsida; Zingiberales; Musaceae
Product: putative invertase inhibitor
Molecular function (GO): enzyme inhibitor activity
Source: RefSeq, a predicted model, not a curated record
AUGAGGCCGUCCACCAUCUGUAUUCUCCUCGCGGUGGCAGUCCUCCUCCUCCACCACCACCUCCUCCCCGGGGUGGAGGCAUCGGUUGAGAAGGCGUGCAGGGACGCGGCGAAUAGCAGCCCCAAUAUCAAGUAUGACUUCUGCGUGGCGGAACUCCUCCCGUACCCGGGGAGCGGGUCGGCGGACCAGAAGUCGCUGACGGUGAUCGCGGCUACCUUGGCGAAGGACAAAACCACCAGCGCCAGCGCUAAGGUCAAGAGUUUGCUAGCCAGAACGAGUGAUCCAAAGACGAAGCAGGGCUUGGAGUCUUGCGGGAGCCUCUACGAGGACCUGUUCUCCGACCUCAACACGUCCAUCCCGGCCAUCAAGGAGGGUCGCCUGGUCGACGCCAAGACCUAUCUUAGCGCCGCUGUGGACGCGCCCGACACCUGCGAGGACGGUUUCAAGGAGCUGAAGGUCCCCUCGCCCUUGACCAAGGAGGACUCCGACUUGACGCAGAUGUGCACUAUUGCUUUAGCCUUCACCAAUAUGCUUGGGUGACUUUCUUGCCGUUACGCCUUUCCGUUAGUUAUAGCUUUGAUGUGAAG